This is a messenger RNA of Pangasianodon hypophthalmus (striped catfish), 1730 nucleotides long. It is a transcript of the gene max, whose product is annotated as myc associated factor X. Gene Ontology annotation, cellular component: RNA polymerase II transcription regulator complex. Gene Ontology annotation, biological process: positive regulation of transcription by RNA polymerase II. NCBI's taxonomy places the organism in Eukaryota, Metazoa, Chordata, Actinopteri, Siluriformes, Pangasiidae. Gene Ontology annotation, molecular function: DNA-binding transcription factor activity; protein dimerization activity. Bases 132 to 614 code for a protein of 160 amino acids. The record is from RefSeq and is a predicted model, not a curated record. The transcript has 5 exons.
UGUAGGCGAGUGAGUCACGUGUGGCGCAGCUCGCGCAUCGCACGUCGCCUGGCUGUUGACUGUUGAUCUGAUUUGAUCUUCACCGCUUCAUGGUUUCCAAACAGCUUUCCCAUUAAAAACCCGACCGAAGAAUGAGCGACAACGAUGACAUCGAGGUUGACAGUGACGAAGAAUCGCCGAGGUUUCAUUCUGUGGCAGACAAACGAGCUCAUCACAAUGCACUGGAGCGCAAACGCAGGGACCACAUCAAAGACAGCUUUCACAGCCUCCGAGACUCUGUGCCCGCCUUACAGGGGGAAAAGGCCUCCCGAGCUCAAAUCCUAGACAAAGCCACAGAGUACAUCCAGUUCAUGAGACGGAAAAACCACACGCACCAGCAGGACAUCGACGACCUGAAGCGACAGAACGCUCUGCUGGAACAGCAAGUUCGAGCACUGGAGAAGGUGAAGGGGACCACACAGCUGCAGGGCGGCUACUCCUCCUCAGACAGCAGCCUGUACACGAACCCUAAAGGCAGCGCCGUGUCGGCCUUCGACGGCGGCUCCGACUCCAGCUCCGAGUCAGAACCCGAGGAGCCGCCCACGAGGAAGAAGCUCCGCCAGGAGGCCAGCUAAGAGCAGCACCUCCUCCCGCUCUUCCAGCUUCUCCUCCGCUGCUCCCUCUUCCUCAGUGUGCACCAAUCAGAGACUCCACAACUUCCUGUUUCGUGUCUUUUACAGGCUUCCCAGAUGCCGGCCCACACCCUGACCCAGAACCAGACCCAGUCCCAGAACCAGAACCAGAACCAGACCCACACCCAGGGAGCUAGGAGAGAAGGACUCGUAGCACACGUCUCUCUCUCCUCCGUCCUCCCUCCGUCUCUCUCUCGGGCCGGCUCAGCAGUAACAAGCAGCAUCUCAAACCUACAACGAGGCAGCUUCGUGAUUUACGGACUUGGCGCUUCUUCCGUACGUCCGUCCGUCGGUACGACGUGGCGAAGGAAGCGUACAGCUCCGGGCACUGCUCAAUGUUUCCUUUUGUGUUCUCUUUUUGUUAUAUAUGUUUUUAAAAAAAAAUCAUCAUAAUCUAAGUACUUACCCUUAAUGUGACUGUUCCAAAGGAGCAGUUCAUCUUUCUAAAUAUUUGUACUUUUCCACAAAAGAAUGUGAGCGUACGCGAACGCCGUUAUUCCGAACGCAGACCGAUCGAAUCUGAUCAAAUCGCUGAUAAAUUUGGUUUAAAAAAAAAAUUAAACAAAUGUUCUUAGAGUUGUUGUGUUUUAGCGUGAAUUAGUGAGUGAGUUUAGAUAGCUGAAAGUUUUUUUUAUAUAAAGGAAUACAUUAAUUUAUAUUCUCCCCUAUAUAUAUAUAUUAUACAUACUGGGUUUUGUACUUUUCAUUCAAUUUUGAGGAAAUUAAUUUAAUAAAAUGUUUUUUUUGUUGUUUUUUUUUCCCCACCACAGUUCAGAAAAUGUUAAAAGAGGUCCACCUCUUCAGGGAAAACAAAAUGUACAUGCUGAUUGAUUUUUAAUUCCCAUCCACUCCUUUUAAAUUUUGCGUGUUUAUAAGUUUUGUGUAAGUAUAUAUUUUAUCCAUUUUUCCCCUCAUAGCACAUACUUCAAUAGCUCUUUCCACAGAAUCCAUUCCACGGAAAAGACCGGUAUGUCGUACAUACUGCCAAUACAUCGUCUUGCAAAUUGAGGCCUACCUUUAACUACGAGACUAUAAAUAAACAAACUAUUUUAUCCUUUU